Messenger RNA from Prunus avium (sweet cherry), 776 nucleotides. Its product is annotated as major strawberry allergen Fra a 1.08-like. Gene Ontology annotation, cellular component: nucleus; cytoplasm. Gene Ontology annotation, biological process: abscisic acid-activated signaling pathway; defense response. The record is from RefSeq and is a predicted model, not a curated record. Gene Ontology annotation, molecular function: protein phosphatase inhibitor activity; signaling receptor activity; abscisic acid binding. Lineage: Eukaryota; Viridiplantae; Streptophyta; Magnoliopsida; Rosales; Rosaceae.
CGGUUCUCACAUUUCCCAGCAUCAAAUAUCAUCCCUGCCAAUCAUCUAAUCCUUUCACACUUUCAUUCUUUCUUUGAUCAUUUUCUAAGCUCUAAAAUCAUCAUCAUGGGUGUCUUCACAUACACAGACGAGUCCACCUCAGUCAUCACCCCACCGAGAUUGUUCAAAGCCCUUGUUCUUGAAGCUGACACCCUCAUCCCCAAGAUUGCUCCCCAAUCAGUGAAAAGUGCUGAAAUUGUUGAAGGAGAUGGAGGUGUUGGAACCAUCAAGAAGAUUAGCUUUGGUGAAGGAAGUCAUUACAGCUAUGUGAAGCACCGGAUCGACGGGCUUGACAAAGAUAACUUUGUGUACAGCUACAGUUUGAUUGAAGGAGAUGCUCUUUCAGACAAGGUUGAGAAAAUCAGUUAUGAGAUUAAGUUGGUGGCAUCUGCUGAUGGAGGUUCCAUCAUAAAGAGCACCAGCAACUACCACACCACAGGUGAUGUUGAGAUCAAGGAAGAGGAUGUUAAGGCUGGCAAAGAGAAGGCGACUGGUCUGUUCAAGCUUAUUGAGAACUACCUUGUGGCCAACCCAGAUGCCUACAACUAAAUGUAGCAUGUUGAAGAGAGUCUUUGCUUCCAGAGUCAUCAUUCAGUGAUGUUUGUUUUCCUUUUUCUUUUCUUUCCUUGUUGUGUGUGGCCAAGGGCUUGCACUUGGAGGCCUCUGUUAUAUCAAAGUGUGACUGUUGUAUUUUUUUUCAUUCUCUAAUAAAUAAAAGGAAUAUCAUCAUAUAUUCU